GAUGGUCCUUGGAUCCCACCUACUUUUAUCGAGGAGCCACAAGAUGUCAUUUUUCCUUUGGAUUUAUCAAGAUCUGAGAUCAUCCUGAAUUGUGCUGCUAAUGGUUACCCUUCACCCCAUUAUAGGUGGAAUCAAAAUGGCAGAGAGAUUGAUUUUGCCAUGAGUUAUCACUACAAGUUAGACGGAGGCAGCUUGGCCAUCAGCAGCCCCCGCACAGAUCAAGACGCUGGCACGUACCAGUGCCUGGCCACCAAUCUUCUGGGGACCAUUCUGAGUCGGAAGGCAAAGCUUCAGUUUGCAUAUAUCGAAGACUUUGAAACCAAAACAAGAAGCACGGUGUCUGUCCGGGAGGGACAAGGUGUGGUUCUUCUCUGUGGCCCGCCACCACAUUUUGGAGAUUUAUCCUAUGCCUGGACCUUCAAUGACAACUCUUUGUAUGUCCAAGAGGACAAGAGGCGGUUUGUAUCUCAAGAGACAGGAAACCUGUACAUUGCUAAGGUGGAGCCCUCGGACGUGGGCAACUACACCUGCUUCAUAACCAACAAGGAGGCCCGGAGGAGCGUCCGAGGACCCCCCACGCCUUUAGUGCAACGCACCGAUGGUGUGAUGGGGGAAUAUGAACCAAAGAUUGAAGUCCGUUUUCCUGAAACUAUACAAGCCGCAAAGGAUUCAUCUGUAAAACUGGAAUGCUUUGCCCUUGGAAAUCCAGUCCCUGAUAUUAGUUGGAGGAGGUUGGACGGAAGCCCGUUGCCAGGGAAAGUCAAAUACAGCAAAUCCAAAGCCGUCCUGGAAAUCCCCAGCUUCCGACAAGAAGAUGAAGGCUUCUAUGAGUGCCUUGCAGGCAAUCUUCGAGGAAGAAACCUGGCCAAGGGUCAGCUGAUUUUUUAUGCUCCUCCAGAAUGGGAACAAAAAAUCCAAAAUACAUACCUCUCUAUCUAUGACAGCUUGUUUUGGGAGUGCAAAGCUAGCGGAAAGCCAGCUCCCUGGUAUACGUGGUUGAAGAAUGGCGAACGCAUCCACCCAGAGGAGAGAAUUCAAAUAGAUAAUGGCACGCUCAUCAUAACUAUGCUGAAUGUGUCGGAUUCUGGUGUCUACCAAUGCACUGCAGAAAACAAGUAUCAGAUCAUUUACGCAAAUGCAGAGUUGAGAGUUUUAGCCUCUGCUCCGGAUUUCUCCAGAAUCCCUAUUAAAAAAAACUCCGUUGUUCAAGUUGGUGGGGAAAUUGUUAUCGAAUGCAAACCAAAUGCUUUCCCCAGAGCUGCUAUCUCUUGGAAAAGAGGGACAGAGAACGUGAGACAGAGCAAAAGAGUGUUCCUAUUGGAGGACGGUAGCCUUAAGAUAUAUAAUGUUACCAGGUCGGAUGCUGGAUCAUAUACCUGUGUGGCCACAAAUCAAUUUGGCAUUGCAAAGAGUACUGGCAGUCUCGUGGUCAAAGAGAGGACUGUCAUUACGGUCCCCCCUUCCACAAUGGAUGUCACCGUGGGCGAGAGUAUCGUCCUCCCCUGCCAGGUGUCCCACGACCCCUCCAUGGACGUGGUGUUCCUGUGGUCUUUCAACGGCGAUGUCAUCGACUUAAAGAAGGGAGUGACUCACUUUGAAAGGAUCGGAGGAGAAUCCGUCGGGGAUCUGAUGAUACGGAAUAUUCAGYUGAGCCACUCGGGAAAAUAUGUCUGCACGGUGCAGACGACUCUGGAACGUCUGUCGGCUGUGGCCGAUGUCAUCGUUCGGGGUCCUCCAGGUCCCCCGGAGGAUGUGAGAGUAGAACACAUUUCUAGUACCACCUCCCAGCUAAAGUGGACCCCAGGCCCGGAUAACAACAGUCCCAUUCAAAUAUUUACAAUUCAGACUCGGACACCUUUUUCUGUGGGUUGGCAAGCUGUUGCUACAGUCCCUGAAAUUCUCAAUGGUCAGACACACAAUGCCACGGUGGUCGGUUUGAGUCCCUGGGUGGAGUAUGAAUUCCGGGUUGUCGCAGGGAAUAGCAUUGGCAUCGGAGAGCCGAGUAAGCCAUCGGAAUUGUUGAGAACCAAGGCGUCAGUGCCUGCGGUGGCCCCGGUAAGCGUUAGCGGAGGUGGAGGAAGCCGAUCCGAACUCGUCAUUACGUGGGAGUCCAUUCCAGAAGAACUGCAGAACGGAGAAGGGUUUGGAUACAUCGUCAUGUUCCGGCCCGUGGGCUCGACCACCUGGACCAGGGAGAGAGUCGCCUUUGUGGAAUCCUCCAGGUUCAUCUACCGCAACGACAGCAUCACGCCCCUGUCUCCCUUUGAAGUCAAAGUCGGGGUCUAYAAUAACGAAGGAGAGGGCUCCCUGAGCCCCGUGUCCAUCGUCUACUCYGGGGAAGACGAACCUCAGCUGGCCCCAAAGGGAACUUCCGUCCAGAGUUUCUCUGCUUCUGAAGUGGAGGUGUCRUGGCACGCUAUUGCCUGGAACAGGAACACAGGACGAGUGCUAGGCUACGAGAUCUUAUACUGGACGGACGACUCCAAGGAAUCCAUGGUCGGUCGGACCCGGGUCAGUGGAAAUGUCACCACCAAAAACAUCACGGGACUGAAAGCCAACACCAUCUACUUUGCUUCGGUGAGAGCUUACAACACGGCAGGGACAGGUCCCUCAAGCCCCCCGGUCAACGUCACCACCAAAAAGUCCCCCCCCAGCCAACCACCCGCCAACAUUGCCUGGAAGCUCUCCAACUCCAAGUUAUGCUUGAACUGGGAGCACGUGAAGACCAUGGAAAACGAGUCUGAAGUGUUGGGCUACAAGAUUCUGUACCGGCAGAACAGACAGAGCAAGACUCACAUUUUGGAAACCAACAACACCUCCGCGGAGCUCCUGGUUCCCUUUGAAGAAGACUACUUGAUAGAGAUAAGGACCGUCAGCGACGGCGGGGACGGCAGCAGCAGUGAGGAGAUCAGAAUUCCAAAAAUGUCCAGUCUGAGUUCCAGAGGAAAUCAAGUCUCAGAACCUCGCACCCAUUUCCUGUCCGUCACCCUACCAAUUUUUACCGUUUUGCUAUUCAGCCGCUUAGACGAUGAAUAG
Urocitellus parryii (Arctic ground squirrel) is the source of this 3036-nucleotide messenger RNA. RefSeq names its product contactin 6 (gene Cntn6). NCBI's taxonomy places the organism in Eukaryota, Metazoa, Chordata, Mammalia, Rodentia, Sciuridae. Gene Ontology annotation, biological process: cell-cell adhesion; brain development; axon guidance. The record is from RefSeq and is a predicted model, not a curated record. Gene Ontology annotation, molecular function: cell-cell adhesion mediator activity. Gene Ontology annotation, cellular component: axon; plasma membrane.